Encephalitozoon intestinalis ATCC 50506 is the source of this 570-nucleotide messenger RNA. Its product is annotated as Vacuolar import and degradation protein. Lineage: Eukaryota; Fungi; Microsporidia; Unikaryonidae. Bases 1 to 570 code for a protein of 189 amino acids. Gene Ontology annotation, cellular component: GID complex; extrinsic component of membrane. Gene Ontology annotation, biological process: protein catabolic process in the vacuole; negative regulation of gluconeogenesis; protein targeting to vacuole. The record is from RefSeq and is a predicted model, not a curated record. The transcript has a single exon.
AUGGAAGCAUCCAUGUACUCAAGGGAAGCUCUAGCUCUCGAGGAUGGUGCCAGAUACAGAGGAGAGCAGCUUACUAACGGAGGGUCGUUUAAAAUAGAAAUGAAUGUAGAUGCCAUCGACAUCGAGCAGGAAUUCAUCUGCGGAACAUUCGAGAUACAUAACCUUACAGACAGAUACGAGCUUCUCACAACGUACUUUGAAGGAGAAAUAGUUGGGAACAUUUAUCCAUUUACAACUGAGGAGUACUCGAUGGGGAAUCCGGACAUAAUACAUUGGAAGCUCUUUCCCGAAUGGAAAGGAGAGUAUGUCUAUAGGGAAGGGUCUUAUGAUAUAAAGAAGAGCAACUUCAUGUAUAUCAAAAUCAAAGAGCUGUUCUUGCUUCCCGAUCCCCGGCUUAAAAGCAUACCAGGAGCAUCGAUUGAUGGGCACUACUACUGCUGCUACUACAAGAACCUUGAUUGCUUUGCCGGACACUAUUACUACAAAAACACGUCGAACCUAAUAUCCCAGCAAGUGCUUUUGGACAGAGUAUUUUCAAGGAAGUCUAGAAGUAAGUCAUUUAGCAAAUGA